Molecule: messenger RNA, 696 nt
Organism: Ostertagia ostertagi
Lineage: Eukaryota; Metazoa; Nematoda; Chromadorea; Rhabditida; Trichostrongylidae
Source: the annotation of a GenBank genome assembly
AUGCAUCAACAACAACAAUCUCAUCAGUUCCUCCUACAGCCUGCAACACCGUAUCGCUGGAAUGAUAUUCAACUUGCUCUAGUAUCAACUACCACUCCAAACUUUCCGAUUCUCUCCAAUUUCUUUAUAACCGAUGGCAACAAGACAACGAUUAUCGACCCCACACCAGCAGGACAACUACUCCCGUACACAGCCGGACAAUUACAAUGCAACACACGAGAAGAAGCGGAAAACUUCAACAACUGCAUAUACGCACAAUCGACAUGCAAAUGCACGACGACUGUAUACGACGCCGCUUGUCAAUGCCCACAAGGCACCAUUCACGCUCUGUUAAGCGACAAUUCACCGACACUCCCACUCGCCCGAGAAAACGUCAUCUUACUCACUGACAAUAACAAGGUUUUCGCCAAAACGUCAUCCGGAACAGGCAUAUCAAUUCAGCUCAAUGUCGAUCAUAUGCAGAUCUAUACAAGACGAUCAGCCAACGAAUGCCACAUCAACGCUAGCACAAUACGAGGUUGCUACUCAUGUCACAAAGGAGCAACAGUCGACAUCUUGUGCAAAUCGUCAUUCAAUGAAGACACAGCAGAAAUCACAUGCGGAAAUCAAACACAGCUGAUCAUUUGCAACCCGAACGGAUACAUCACAAAAGCCGUAUUCCACUUCGAUCAUGCGAGAAUUGAUGCAAACUGUACA